UCGGCAGGCAAGCUCGUUUCCACUCCCAUCCAUCCCUCUCUCGAUCGCCAUUAAUUUCUACUCCACAGCGAGCUAGCUAUCAUCAGGCUAUGGCGGAGUGCAAGGGCGGCGGCAUGUCUCCGUCCUCCUCCAUGGACAGCAGCACCCACCCGGCGCUCUCCACGACGUCGUCGGCUUGCCGGCCGCCGACGACGGCGGCGGCGGCGAGGGGGGACCUCAGCACCGAUCUCCGGCUAGGGCUUAGCCUCAUCUCGACGACGACGUCGUCCUCCUCCUCCCUCCAGGCUGCUCCUGAGAGCAUCCCUUCUACCCCAAGGAACCAAGUGCACUCCGACUGGCCGCCGAUCAAGCCGUUCCUCCGGAGCGCCCUGCAGAAGGCGUCGUCGGCCGGCGGCGGCGGCCGCCGCCGGCGAACGCAGUUCGUGAAGGUGUACAUGGAGGGCGUCCCGAUCGGCCGGAAGCUGGACCUGCUCCUGCUCGAUGGGUACGACGGCCUCCUCGUCAAACUCUGCCACAUGUUCAAGACGCCCAUCACCUAUGCUGAUGUUAUGGAGUGCCAUCAACAAGUUCCUGGCCAGAAGGCUGCCCAUGUCCUCACCUAUGAGGACCAGGACGGAGACUGGAUGAUGGUUGGGGACGUCCCGUUUGAACUCUUCCUGGGCAGUGUAAAGAAGCUCAGGAUUGCAAGAGUUGAUAAAUGCUAGAAAUAAAUUGGUGCAUUUGGAUUUCUUUGUUUUUUUUUUCAAUUUUCUCCCCUUGGGUGGGAGGGUCCUUAUAUGUUAGGUUAGUUGAAGAUGAUUUUU
Molecule: messenger RNA, 803 nt
Organism: Oryza brachyantha (malo sina)
Lineage: Eukaryota; Viridiplantae; Streptophyta; Magnoliopsida; Poales; Poaceae
Product: auxin-responsive protein IAA4-like
Exons: 4
Coding region: 90-704 (204 amino acids)
Biological process (GO): regulation of DNA-templated transcription
Cellular component (GO): nucleus
Molecular function (GO): protein binding
Source: RefSeq, a predicted model, not a curated record